UGUUUUCUUCACCUGGUCUGUCAUGAUUUUUCUAGUUUAUGUUCUAGACUGAAUGUUUUAUGUAAGCGUGUUUUGCUUUUUCUGAUAUAUUCUGAUCUGAUAUAAUCUGAUGAAGUAUGAUUUUUCAGAUCUAAUUUAACAAGCAAUAAGAAUAACGCAAAGAGAACAAAACCUUACCUAUCAUAUAAUAGUACGUGUAUUGGUAUUUGGUAGCAAUUGGAAAUUGUAUUCCUCCUAAAACCACUCCCCAAUAUCUCCUCCAAUCCCCAAUCCCCACAAAGAGAGUUUUGAGGGUGUUUUUAAAAUUGGGAAGAGUUGUUCAUUUUGGCAAUUUGUUCUUCAAAUAAAAUAAAGAACUUAAAUAUAGAAAGUGAUUGAAUUUCUACUCCAUUAUUACACCAAUUUCAAACCCAAAAACAAACAAAAGAAGGAAAGUCCCAACUCCAAAAGGCGUGUAUUAAACUCGAUGAUUUGCCGACUUCAUUCAAAUUUCAAGUCUAUUAAUCUUCGUCUUCUUCCUCGCUAAAUUACUCACCUUCUUCAAUAAUUCUCCUGCUUUUCUAUGACUGUAGUGAGCUGGUUGAGUGAAUCUUGUGGGUGUAAGGUGCAUUGUGUAGGAUUGAUGAGCGAUGCAGAGAUCACGUAGAGCUCUUCUGCAACGAAGAGAUUUACAGAAAGCUUUUGGUAGAAAUCAUUUGUAUAAAUAUUCGCUUUCUUUAGUUAUCGUUCUUUGGGGCCUCGUCUUUCUUUUGAAUUCGUGGAUUAGUCAUGGUGAUGGACAUCAAGAUGAAUCUGUAGCAGCAGCUCAAAAUGUCUCAAGCUGGGAUGAAAACAAUUCAGGAACCAUUCCAGCCUCUGGUUCUGUACAUAAACAUUCAUUAGAACAAACUAAGCAAUUGAAAGAUACCUGUUCCGAACAUUCUUACGAGGCUUCCUGCACUGAUGGUGCCAUGGUUGAAGAAACCGUGGCCGAGCCACAAUCUGGGGAGUAUAUUAGAAUUGAUAUCAAACACGGUGUUACGAAAUCCACGGAACAUGCUGAGGUGGAGACCGCCAGCUCAGAUUUGGAACAUAAAAAAGGCACCGGAAAACCGGAGAGGCUAACCCGUACUGUGCCUCGUGGUCUAGAUGAAUUCAAAAAGAAGGCCCUUAAUUCCAAAAAUACAUAUGUACCUGGUGCAACCGGUAGUAUAGUUCAUAGAAUGGAGCCGGGGGGUGGUGAAUACAAUUAUGCUUCAGCUGCAAAGGGGGCUAAGGUUUUGGAUUCUAAUAAGGAAUCAAAAGGUGCGUCUAAUAUUUUAAACAAGGAUAAAGACAAGUAUCUUAGAAACCCGUGUUCAGCCGAGGGGAAAUUUGUUGUCAUUGAACUCUCUGAAGAAACUCUAGUUGAUACAGUUAAAAUCGCCAAUUUUGAGCAUUAUUCUUCAAAUCCGAAAGAUUUUGAGCUUUUCGGAAGUCUAGUUUAUCCUACACAAACAUGGGAAAAGUUGGGUAAAUUUUCUGCUGGUAAUGUGAAGCAUGCUCAAAGCUUUACUGUUCUAGAACCCAAAUGGGUAAGAUACCUGAAGUUGAAUAUAUUGAGCCAUUACGGGUCUGAGUUUUAUUGUACACUAAGUAGUGUUGAAGUUUAUGGUAUUGAUGCUGUUGAGAGAAUGUUGGAGGAUCUAAUCUCUGUUCCUGAUCAUAAUCAUCAUUAUGCAAAAGGGGAACCGACAGUUGAAGGGGAACAAAUGGAAACUGUUGCAGAAUCUGUUGAGAGCAAAACCCUAGAUCAGAAUCCGUCCAGUGAGAGCGAGACAGCUGGCGGUAAAAACCUGAAACAUGAUGAAAUGAUUAGUGUAGUUCCUGAUCCAGUGGAAGAAGUGCAUCUCCAACAGGGUAGCAGGAUGCCUGGUGAUACUGUUCUUAAGAUACUUAUGCAAAAAGUUCGAGCACUGGAUAUUAGUUUAUCUGUUUUAGAGCGGUAUUUGGAGGAGGUUAACUCUAGAUAUGCAAGCAUUUUUAAGGAAUUUGAUAAGGAGAUGGAAGAGAAAGAACUGUUAUUGGAGAAGACAAGAUCAGAUAUAAAGGAUAUUGUUGAUAGCAGGGAUGUUAUUGCUAAGGAUGUUGAUGACCUUGUGGCUUGGAGAUCCUUAGUGUCUAUGCAAUUAGACUGCUUAUUAAAGGACAAUGCAAUGCUCAGGUCAGAUGUCAGAAAAGUUCAGGAAAAACAGUUUUACAUGGAGAGCAAGGGAAUUGUGGUAUUUCUCAUAAGCGUAAUUUUUGGUAUUUUGGCUCUUGUUAUGUUGUUCUCAGAUAUAGUAAAUAGUGUUUAUAGAUCAGAAAAACCCAGGAAAUUUUGUUCGAUGAAGUCUUCCUGGUUUUUCUUAUUUUUGAGCUGUAGUUUUACAAUUGUCAUCCUUUCUCUAUAAACAGCUAGCGGCGUGUGUGUAUGUUCUUAAUAGUCUUUAUAGAGUUAAUAUUUAUACAUAUAUGUGAAUGAAUCCGUUAUUCCAGAACGCUUUCUUA
This is a messenger RNA of Spinacia oleracea (spinach), 2508 nucleotides long. RefSeq names its product SUN domain-containing protein 4. Gene Ontology annotation, biological process: protein folding in endoplasmic reticulum. Bases 630 to 2411 code for a protein of 593 amino acids. NCBI's taxonomy places the organism in Eukaryota, Viridiplantae, Streptophyta, Magnoliopsida, Caryophyllales, Amaranthaceae. The record is from RefSeq and is a predicted model, not a curated record. Gene Ontology annotation, cellular component: membrane; cytoplasm. The transcript has 5 exons.